AUAGUAUUUUAGAAAGUACUGAAAAUAAUGAUGAUUCAAGUUUUACAAGUGAUGAUAAUGAUAUUCCAGCUAUUAGGAAUCAACGAUAUUUAAAAUAUGCUUAUCAACAAUUUAAGCAACAGAUAAAAAAUAUACAAAGAUGA
This is a messenger RNA of Racocetra persica, 143 nucleotides long. Lineage: Eukaryota; Fungi; Glomeromycota; Glomeromycetes; Diversisporales; Gigasporaceae. The record is from the annotation of a GenBank genome assembly.